CAUCUCAAAAAUUUCGAAAAUUAAUAAUUACAAAGAUAGCCAUAAAGGCCUGUCGGCCAAAACACAAACUCAAUUUUCCUCCACCGUAGAUGUCUUUCUUUCAAUGUUCUUCAAAUUUUUGCACAACAAAAUUUUCAUAUCAUUCUACUACCAACCCAACCUGCAGAGCAAAAUUUUGUAGCUGCAGGAAAAAUAUGCCUUCCAUUUUGCCUUAUCAGGAAGCUUAUAGUUUUGGUUGUUACGCUGUCAUAGUAGUAUUAGGAGCCUUGUCAUGUCUGAUUUAUCAUAUUAUCAAGUCUAAGAAUCAAGAAUCAACGGCUGAUAUUCCUCCAGGCAGUCAAGGAUUGCCGUUGAUUGGAGAGACCCUACAGUUCAUGGCUGCCAUUAACAGUGGCAAAGGGUUUUAUGAGUUUGUCCGACUUCGCCGUCUCCGGCACGGAAAUUGCUUCCGGACCAACAUAUUUGGAGAGACAGACGUCUUUGUUUCGAGCACAGAGUCAGCCAAGGCCAUCUUAAACAAUGACUCGGGGAAAUUCAGUAAAAGAUACAUAAGGUCAAUUGGUGAGCUAGUGGGAAAUCAAAGCCUGCUCUGUGCUUCUCACCAACACCACAAACUAAUUCGUAGCCAACUAACCAAUUUGUUCUCCACGAGUUCUUUAUCAGUUUUCAUCAAACAGUUUGAUCAACUCACUGUUGAUUCUCUCGGGGGCUGGGAACACAGAAGCACUGUGGUUAUACAAGAUGAAGCACUUAAGAUAACUUGCAAAGCUAUGUGCAAGAUGUUGAUAAGCGUGGAAAGCGGAUAUGAAUUAGAGGUGUUAGAGAGGGAGGUGGCUCAUGUUUGUGAAGCAAUGCUUGCAUUACCUCUCAGGUUACCCGGGACUCGGUUUUACAAAGGCCUUCAGGCCAGAAAUAAAAUCAUGGCCAUAAUUGGGAAGUCAAUGAGUGAAAGGAGAAGAGGGUUACAAGCGAAUGGUGAAGAUUUUCUACAACGGCUUUUGGAUGAGGAUGAUAAAGCAUGCAACGGAGCAACCACUAAUGGCGGUGGGCUAACAGAUGAGGAGAUCCAAGAUAAUAUAUUAACCAUGAUUAUUGCAGGUCAGGAUACAACAGCCAGUGCAAUGACAUGGAUGGUCAAAUUCUUAGAUGAAAACCCAGAGGUCCUUGACACUCUUCUAAGAGAACAACUUGACUUGGCUAGAAAAGUUUCUUCCAAGUCAUUUCUGACACUGGAAAGUAUUAACGACAUGCCGUAUGCUUCUAAGGUGGUAAAAGAAUCCCUAAGGUUGGCAUCCAUCGUGCCAUGGUUUCCAAGACUAGCUCUCGAGGAUUGCGAGAUGGAAGGAUUUAAGAUCAAGAGAGGGUGGAAUGUGAACGUUGAUGCUAAAUCAGUACACCUUGAUCCUACGGUUUACAAUGAUCCCAACAAGUUCAAUCCGUCAAGAUUUGACGAUGAAUCGAAAGUUCCAUACAGCUUCUUGGCUUUUGGGAUGGGAGGGAGGACAUGCCUGGGGAUGAAUAUGGCCAAGGCCAUGAUGUUAGUCUUUCUCCACCGUCUCAUCACUACUUACAGGUGGAAGGUGAUUAACCCAGAUGUCAGCAUUGAAAAAUGGGGACUUUUCUCAAAACUAAGAAGUGGUUGUCCAGUGACCGUAACGUGUAUCACCGAGAAUGUUAUCCCUUAAUAUGAUAUAGAUGUAAUGUUAUAUCCAUCUUGUCUGCUAGUCCCAUGAUCUCUGGGAAAAAUUUCAAAUAAUCUAAGACCAAAUGUUUUGUUUAUU
This is a messenger RNA of Prunus avium (sweet cherry), 1781 nucleotides long. RefSeq names its product cytochrome P450, family 722, subfamily A, polypeptide 1 (gene CYP722A1). Gene Ontology annotation, biological process: sterol metabolic process; brassinosteroid homeostasis; multicellular organism development. The record is from RefSeq and is a predicted model, not a curated record. Gene Ontology annotation, molecular function: heme binding; monooxygenase activity; iron ion binding. Lineage: Eukaryota; Viridiplantae; Streptophyta; Magnoliopsida; Rosales; Rosaceae.